AUGAAACAAAAAUCCAGGAAUAAAGGGGAAAGAAGCGUUCACCGGCGGCUUGUCCGGCCCCCGACGAGAGGCAGGCACGAAGGCUCCGACGUCGUCCUGCAGUCCACAGGUGUAGCAGAACAUCACGCAGCCCUCGCGUUCGCCGCCUGGGACAACAGCUUCGUCCUGCAGGACUUCAACUCCCCCCACGGCACCUUCGUCAACGGCUGCCAGGUCCAAAACGCGGCCGUGAAAGUGAGUCCGGGGGAUAUCCUGCGCUUCGGCGUGGGGGGAGCAUCCUUCGAGCUGGUGGUGGAUGGGGCUGCCCCGGUGAAGAUGUCCUGUCCCCCCGUGAAGCGUCACACAGCGUGGACCGGGCAGCUCCAGCCCGAGAGCGCCCGGGUGAGGAGCGUGGCCACCGCCAUCUCACCGGAUGCUUUUGGGAGGACCUCGGCAGUGAGGCCAGGCUCGGCCAGCAUCUUGGGCGAUGGUGCGAACAGUGUGGGGGGAACCCCUUCCCCAGGGACUCAGGACGCAGAUCCGGCCCCGCAGGAGAAGGUGACGCUGGGGACGGGUGAAAAGCAGAAGGCAAGCGGUCGCCUUUCUGCUUCGGAAACGGAAUUCAAGCAGAAAGACGCCAUGAUACGAGACCUGCAGGAUGAGAUCGCAGCCAUGGCCAAGACGCUGGCGCAGGCGGCAGCGAGGAACGAGGUGGAGCUGACCCAGAAGCUGCUCACCUUCGACCGAGAGCUGGCAGCCAAAACGGAGGAGAUCAAAGCUUUGAGGGAACAGAUCAGCCACCUGCAGAAAGGCUCGAGCCAGGUUUUCAGCCAUUCUCUCUACGAGAGAGACCUGGAGAUCGGAAGGCUGCGGAAAGAAGGCGAGAAGUUGAAGCGGGACCACGCGUUGGCCGCAGGUCUGGUGACCAGCCUGCAAAGAGAGAUUGCCGGGAAGGAGCACAAAAUCCAGCAACUCAAGGAAGACGUGGAGAAAACGAAGAAGGAAAACCGAGAAAAGGACAAUCAGCUAGCAGUCGUGUCUGCCAAGUGCUCUAGAAUAAGAGAAGAACUGAAGCGUGAGCUUGGAGAGCGAGAAGUAACGGCGUGCCGAAACGUGAGUCGCAAGUCAUUUGUGGCGAUGGAGCACACGGUAGAGCUGCCGCUGCCGGAAUGCGUCACGGAGAGAAUAAAUAACUGGGCGUGUGAAGGGGGUUGUUUUGAGUCCGACUCCUGUGGACUCUUGCAGCGCAUCGGGGAGCUGGAACGCGAGCUGGAGGAGCUGCAGGGCCAAGUCCGGAAGCAUCGUGCCGAGCAGGAGAGCAUCCGAACCCAGCUGGCUGAGAAAGCCAAGCUGGAGUCCCUCAAAACCCAAGUGAUGCGAGUCUGUUCUCCAGCAGCCGCGGGAGUGGCGGGGGGGGUGGCGACGGAGCAGCAGGUGAUAGAGGAGGUGAGGCAGAUCACUGAAGAAAACCGACAAAGUCAUGAGAGAGAGAAGUGUCUGCAGGAGGAAUUAAGCACGAGGCUCUCCAAAGAAAAGGAGGUGUCAGAAAAUCUCGAGGCGUUCCAGAAAUCCCUGCGUGAGCUCCAGGGCCAAUUAGAGAGGAGCCGCGAGUCGCAGGCGGCUUUGCUGGAGGAGAACAUGAAGGAGCUGGAAGCGAAACACGAGCAAGACUUACAGAUGAAAAUCAAGCAAAUCAUAAUGGAGAAGGACAAGGAGAACACAGAGAUGUUGGCGAGCGCUCUCACCGAGGAGAAGAACAAGUGCAAGCAAGCUGUGGAGGAAGAACAGAAGAAGAGGCAAGACCUGGAGAGCCACCUGAGGAGCAUGGCUGAGGUAGUGGAACAGAAGUCAAAGGAGCGGGAGGUUUCAGACAGCAAGCUGAGAGAAGCCGUGGCCAGCCUGGAGGAAGCCGCGACGCGAGAGAUGAUGUUGCAGCAGCAGGUGCUCAUGCGAGACGAGCAGCUCAAGACCGUUCGGGAGGAGACGGAGUUACAGAGGCAGAAACUGCAGGCAGAACUAGCAGAAUACAAGGAGCAAGUCAAGCAGCAUUCUCUGACGAUUGUGGCUUUAGAGAGCAGCUUGCUGGAGGCCCAGCAGCAGCAGAAGACGCUGGAGGCGGAAAAUGCGGCGCUCGUGGCCCAAAUGGAAGGGUUUCAGAGGGACGCCCGCGAGUCGACAUCGGGAGCGUCACCCGAGGUGUGUCCCGCGGCGGAGUGGCACGGUUGCCUGAGGGAGGAGCUGGCCGCGGCGCAGAGCAUGCUCCUGUCCAAGGAGGCCAUCAUCACUGGGCUAACCAAGGAGCUGGCGGCAACCAGAGCCAGGAUGUCGGACAUGAGAGGGGAGCUGAGCGAGGAGCAGAAGGUGGAACUGGAGCAGAACCAGAGCCGAGUGAAACGCCAAGAGCGGGAACUGAGCCUGCUCCGAGAGAAGCUUUCCCAGCUAUCCAGCCUCGUGGAGACGAAGGAUCGAGCCCUGAAAGCAGCGGUGGAAGAGUUAAGUCAAGCCCAAGCAGAAUGUCGGGCGCUGAAGGAGGCCUCGCGAGGAGCGGCGGCAGAGCCGGAGCGUCCUCCUGGGACGCCAGUGCAGGCGGGGGAAGCCUCGGCGAGGGAGCCGGUGUUGGACUUGGCUGACAUCGGUGCGAGAUGCCGAGGCCACAGGCACGAGGAAACGAUCCAGCGCCAAAAAGCAGGCUUGGCCGAGCUCCGGGAGAGAAUAAAGGUGCUGGAGAAGAGGCAGUGCCCAGCUGUCAUGAAGAAGGGUUCGGAGCCGCAGGUGGUCCUGAUGACAGACUUAGCGGAGAAAGUGUACCUGGAGGUCGUUGGUGCGCUGGGCAGCCUGGUGAAGGUGAAGGAGCUGUCAGGAAUGCAGCCUCUGAAGCACCUUCCCGAGGAGGAGAGGGAAAAAGCGGGACUGCAGAGACGGAAGGGCUUAGAGCUGCUCUACGAGAAGAUCAGGAACCUCUGGAGUCGCCUGGAAAGAAAAGAGGAGAUGCUGAAAGAUUACGAGGCCAAUAUGGAGCAGCUCAGGGUGAACCAAGCAUCGCUGCGAAGGUGCCAGGAGGAGAUGUCCAAACUGGAGGACGAAGCCUACAGGGAGGCAGAAGAGAAGGCUCUGCUGAAGGAGGCUCUGGAGAGGACACGGCUCCAGCUGGGCCAGGAGAAGAGGCUGCUGCGAGCGGCCAAACGGCAAAAGCCUGGAGCCAAGACGCCUUUCUGCUCGGGGAAGCUGAAGGCCAGAGAGCGCCCGGCCGAAGCCUUGGAGGCAGGAAGCGCGUAG
Molecule: messenger RNA, 3255 nt
Organism: Opisthocomus hoazin
Lineage: Eukaryota; Metazoa; Chordata; Aves; Opisthocomiformes; Opisthocomidae
Source: RefSeq, a predicted model, not a curated record